CGGCCACCCCGGGGACGCAGACGCCAAGGCCCCUCCGGCCAGGGCAGGGACCCCGGCCGGCUUAGCCAGUUCUGACAGUCCCAUGGCCCCGGCCGGCCACUGAGCUCCAACAUGGGCAGCUUUUACUCGGAAUACCUGAACUCCAGCAAGGUCCUGGAACACUACACAUACACCAAGGAGACGCUGGAAACACAAGAGACACGCUCCCGGAAGGUGGCCUCAGCCUUCAUCAUCAUCCUCUGCUGCGCCAUCGUGGUGGAAAACUUGCUAGUACUCAUAGCCGUGGCACGCAACAGCAAGUUCCACUCGGCCAUGUACCUGUUCCUGGGCAACCUGGCCGCCUCCGAUCUCCUGGCCGGUGUGGCCUUUGUGGCCAACACCUUGCUGUCCGGCCCCGUCACGCUGGGGCUGACACCCGUGCAGUGGUUCGCCCGCGAGGGCUCCGCCUUCAUCACGCUCUCUGCCUCUGUCUUCAGCCUCCUGGCCAUUGCCAUCGAGAGGCACGUGGCCAUUGCCAAGGUCAAGCUUUACGGCAGUGACAAGAGCUGCCGCAUGCUGCUGCUCAUUGGGGCCUCGUGGGUCAUCUCGCUGGUUCUCGGCGGGCUGCCCAUCCUUGGCUGGAACUGCCUGGGCCACCUCGAGGCCUGUUCCACCGUCCUGCCUCUCUACGCCAAGCACUACGUGCUGUGCGUGGUGACCAUCUUCUCGGUCAUCCUGUUGGCCAUCGUGGCUCUGUACGUCCGAAUCUACUGCGUGGUCCGCUCCAGCCACACCAGCACGGCCAGCUCGCAGACGCUGACCCUGCUCAAGACGGUCACCAUCGUGCUUGGUGUGUUCAUCGUGUGCUGGCUGCCAGCUUUCAGCAUCCUCCUCUUGGACUACGCCUGUCCCGUCCGCUCCUGCCCCAUCCUUUACAAAGCCCACUACUUCUUCGCCUUCGCCACGCUCAACUCGCUGCUCAACCCCAUCAUCUACACGUGGUGCAGCCGGGACCUGCGGCGGGAGGUGCUGCGGCCGCUGCGAUGCUGGCAGCGGGCGGCGGCGGGGGUGCAAGGGCGGCGGGGUGGGACCCCGGGCCACCACCUCCUGCCGCUGCGCAGUUCCAGCUCGCUGGAGAGGGGCACGCACAUGCCCACGUCCCCCACGCUCCAGGAGGGCAACACGGAGUUAUGAGGCGGGGGCCCAUAGGUGGGUUGACAACCAUUCCACAGCAGGGGGCUGCGUGGAGAGGCUCCGGGUGACCUCAGACAAGGGGCUGCCACGCCAAAUGCCCAGCCCCCCCCACAGACCUGGGUGAUACUGCAAACAUUUCACACCCUGCGUGGCCAGCUGGGGCACUGCCUAGUCUGGUUGCAGUGCUGCAGUGGGGUCCUGGGGUCAGCGUGCUGCCAAGUGUGACCCCUUUAGAACUGGAUCACGGGGAGGCCAGGGGGACGCCCAUAAAGGGCAAGGUGAUAGCAGGCAGGCACUCAAGGGGAACUCAGGGCAGGACCACUUUACCACCCGGUUCAAAGGAUUUCAACAUUUUCCUGUCCGACCCCCAGCCCUGCACCAAACUCCCCUCUCUGAAUCUACCCCUCCUGUGCCACCGUCUCUGGACAACCUCAGGCCACUUCUUUGGAACCACUGUCGGGAAGAGCUAGAGGCCCCUCCCGGGCCUGAAUCCACAGCUUCCCUAAAUUUCAGCAGCUGCCACUUGGGCGACUUCUUCCCUUUCCUCUGAGUCCACGAGAUCCCCGGAAACCUCGGGGUGGAGGUGGGGAGGGGAGGGGGCUGAACCCAUUCCCGGAUCUCAGACUUCAUUGGUCAGUUGCACUAUUUGGGGCAUAGAUGAAUAAUAACCAAAGGCAGGAAAUACCAGUUUGGGGGGGCUGCUUCUCCUGGUGUGGGGCAGGGUGGGACUUGAGAAAAUUCUGGGGGAAAUGUUUGCACAGGAUCCCUCCCCCAACUUCCAAAUGCAAUGACCCCCAAGCCAGCCCCACCUCCACACCUGCAGCCCCAGCCAAGGUCCCAGGUCUCCUAAGGCAGGGCAGCCCUGAGUCCUCUGUGCCUUCUUUCAAGUUAUAUUGAAUGGGGGGUGGUGGGGGUGGCCAAGGACAUUUCCGGGGAUGCUGUCCCCUAAUCUGCCCCAGAAGGACUUUACGAAAUCCUGUGGAUAGACGGAAGGGAUUUUGCGGUACAUAUAUUUAUGUGUGUCUGCGUGUGUCUGUGUGUGUGCACAUACGUGACGUCUGUGACCCCCUCUCCCGAUCACGUUUCCCCCCGAAUGGAUGCUGUUCUGUCUCCUCUUGUCCGUGUUGAAGCUGCCAAAGGGAGGUUCUGGCGCUGCCCAGACCCUAAUUGCUGACUCAUCUGCCCCCUCGAGAGCUGGGGUGCAGCUCACAUUGGGGACGGAAACCUCACGCCUGAAAGCAAUUUCUUGUGAAUGCAAAGGCUGGGGGAGGGGGUCUUUGGGGGGCAAGGAGCCAGUCAGGGGCUUGUCUCCCCGUCAUACAGCUCCCCAGACACCUUCCUCAUAUCCGAGACCCAGAUGUAGGCCAAUAAACAGUU
Propithecus coquereli (Coquerel's sifaka) is the source of this 2550-nucleotide messenger RNA. RefSeq names its product sphingosine-1-phosphate receptor 2 (gene S1PR2). Gene Ontology annotation, biological process: sphingosine-1-phosphate receptor signaling pathway. Gene Ontology annotation, molecular function: sphingosine-1-phosphate receptor activity. The transcript is spliced from 2 exons. Lineage: Eukaryota; Metazoa; Chordata; Mammalia; Primates; Indriidae. The record is from RefSeq and is a predicted model, not a curated record. Gene Ontology annotation, cellular component: membrane. The coding region runs from base 112 to 1173 and encodes 353 amino acids.